Messenger RNA from Drosophila kikkawai, 3130 nucleotides. RefSeq names its product Valyl-tRNA synthetase, mitochondrial (gene ValRS-m). The record is from RefSeq and is a predicted model, not a curated record. Lineage: Eukaryota; Metazoa; Arthropoda; Insecta; Diptera; Drosophilidae. Gene Ontology annotation, molecular function: ATP binding; valine-tRNA ligase activity; aminoacyl-tRNA deacylase activity. Gene Ontology annotation, cellular component: cytosol. Gene Ontology annotation, biological process: valyl-tRNA aminoacylation.
CUCAGCUGUUAUUUUGACAUAACAAAUAACAAUUUUAGUUAAUAAAAAUGCAAAUAAUUCGAAAUUUCAGCCGAAAACUUCUUAAACACCAAUACCUCUGCCCGCCAAGGGUGUCCUACCUGUACUUCAGCACAGCUAAAGAUGCAUCUAAGGAACUGCCUCUGGCCGCUGGAUACCAGCCCAAGCCGGUGGAGGAAGCCUAUUGGGAGCGGGAAAAUCGCCAGGCGGACAUAGCCAAGCCAAAGAGCGGAGCCUGCAAGCGUGGAACCUACCGCAUGCUGCUACCGCCGCCAAAUGUCACCGGGAAUCUGCAUUUGGGGCACGCUCUGAUGGCCACCGUGCAGGAUGUGAUUGCUCGCGAGCGCCGUCAGCUGGGCUAUGAGGUGGACUGGGUGCCGGGCACAGAUCACGCUGGUAUAGCCACCCAAGUGGUGGUAGAGCGCACCAUUGCCGCUGCUCAGGGAAAAACGCGCCAAGAGCUGGGACGGCAGGCCUUCCUGGAUGAGGUGUGGCGCUGGAAGGCGGAAAAGGGUGCAGGUAUCGUGCAGGAUCUCCGACAACUAGGUUGCAUCCUCAACUGGGAGCGCGAGUACUUCACGAUGGAUGAGAAGCAGGCGCAUGCCGUGAAUGUGGCCUUUGAGCGACUCUUCGAAGAGGGUCUCAUUGUCCGGCGCAACUCCCUGGUCAACUGGUCCACUUCCCUGCGCUCAGCCAUUUCCGAUAUUGAGGUUGAUUUGCUGGACAUCAAGCAGCCGAUGGAGAUCCCCGUUCCGGGCUACGAGCGGAACGUGCUCUUUGGCCGGAUCUACGACUUUGCCUAUCGCGUCGUCGAUGGUGAGACUUUGCCGGAUGGCAGUGCCGAGGAGAUUGUAGUUUCCACCACCAGACCGGAGACCAUUUUGGGCGAUGUAGCCGUCGCCGUGCAUCCUCUGGAUCCGCGCUACAGCAAAUAUCGAAACAGGGAGGAGGUUAAGCUGAAGCAUCCCUUCCGCGACGACACCAUACCGCUGAUCUUUGACAUCGCUGUGGACCAGGAGUUCGGCACUGGAGCUGUGAAGAUCACGCCCGCCCACGACAAGUUCGACUUUGAGGUGGCCACUCGCCACAAGCUGGUGCCGCGUCAGGUCUUCACCGAAACUGGCCUUGUGACGGAGACGCAUCCGGAGUUCAAGGACAAGCCCAGGUUCGAGGCGCGAGAACUGAUCGUCAAUAAGUUGGAGGAAAUGGAGCUACUGCGCGAGGUGCGCGCCCACAGCAUGCAGUUGCCCGUCUGCUCGCGCUCCAAGGACAUCAUCGAGUAUAUGAUCCAGCCGCAAUGGUUCCUCAAGUGCAAGGAUCUGGCCCAGGAUGCCCUCUCCGAGCUUCACAGCGGCCGUUUGCAGAUCCAUCCGCCGAGCUUUGAAACGGAAUGGGAACGCUGGCUGCAGGACAGUCGUGACUGGUGCAUAUCCAGGCAGCUGUGGUGGGGUCACCAAGUCCCAGCCUACCAGGUGACCGACUCCGCCAACGGCACCAGCCACUGGGUGGCCGCGCUCACCGAAGAAGAUGCCCGUCGGAAGGCCAAGCAAUUGGUAGGCAGCGAUCAAUUCAUUCUGACACGUGACCCAGACGUAUUGGACACCUGGUUCUCCUCCUCGUUGCUGCCGUUCUCCGUGGCCGGCUGGCCGGAUGAGAGUUACAAGGAGCGGUAUCCACUGGACUUGAUGCAGACUGGCCACGACAUUUUGUUCUUUUGGGUGGCACGCAUGAUGAUGAUGGGCCUGAAGUUGACGGGCGAGGCGCCCUUCCAGAGGAUCCUCCUCAAUGGCAUAGUUUGCGAUGCCCAAGGCAGGAAGAUGUCCAAGAGUCUGGGUAACAUUGUGGCCCCCCAGCAGGUGGUGCAGGGCGCCAGCUUGGAGAGCCUUAAGGCUGGUCUGGAGCAGUCCUGCGAGGCGGGCAUCAUCAAGCCCGAAGAGCUCAAGACCUCCACAGCUGGCCUGAUGAAGAUGUUUCCCAAGGGCAUUCAGGAAUGCGGCACAGAUGCCCUGCGCUUCACCCUGAUGAGCCACAACAUCAAGAGCCACUUCAUCAGCUUCGAUGUCAACGCCUGUUACACCAAUAAGCUGUUCCUGAACAAGAUCUGGCAGGCGAUGCGGUUCACCAUGGGCUCUGCCAAGGGACUGGGCGUUUCGUUGAAGGAUUUCGAGACACUCAACGGUGUCAGUCUGGGUGUGUGGGAUCGCUGGAUCCUGGGCCGACUGGCGGAAACCUUGUCUAUUGUCUCCGAUAGCUUCACCAACUACAAUUUCCAUGUGGCCACAGCCGCUUUGAAGACGUUUUUCUAUCAAAAUCUCUGUGAUACUUAUUUGGAGACCACCAAGACGGCGAUAAGCAACCGCGAGGACAGCGCCUACAUCCAUGUGGGCACUCUGACCGCCUGCCUCAGCUGGGGCCUGCAGGCCAUGUCCCCGUUCACACCCUUUGUGGCCAGCGAGUUGCUGCAGCACGUGCCUAUGAAUGUCGAACUCAAGCUGUCCGAAUUAAGAGACCAGAAGCUGGAGGAUGAGGUCAACGAAAUGGUCAACAUCUGCCAGAGCGUGCGGCAGGUUAAAAGUCGCAACGAGAUCAGCAAGCGCCACCAUCCGCAUCUCACUUUGUUCGCCCAGAAUGCCGAGUCCCAGGACAUCCUGCGUCGCCACUUGCCACAGAUCAAGGUGCUAACGCGCUGUGAGGCCGUGGAGCUGGAGCUUAUGGACGAGAACGCGAAUAUCCCACAGAAGCAGAACUUCUACUCGACGGCGGGUGCACUUUGCUCUUUUGGCAUCACCGUCAACGAGGAAGUGGGCCUGGCCUCUGAGAAGCGCGACGAGAUGCAUCAGGCGAAUAUGAAGAAGCUCAAGAAACUGGUCAACGAGCUGCAGAAGUAUCGCAUGCGUCUGGACAACGAGGCCUUUCAGCUGAUGGCCAACAAGGACACCAAAUUGCAUUUUGAAAAUAAGGUCAAGGAGUUGGAGGCGGAAAUCGACAGCCUCAUCCGGCUGUCUGCGUAAUCGUGAUUGUCUAGUCUAGAAAAUGCUUUUGUUGUUUAAUUGCCGAAUCGACUUGGUCGUGUGUUAUGUUUUAGAAUUAAUAAAUAAUUAAAAAAAAAAAA